Molecule: messenger RNA, 1939 nt
Organism: Cynocephalus volans (Philippine flying lemur)
Lineage: Eukaryota; Metazoa; Chordata; Mammalia; Dermoptera; Cynocephalidae
Gene: SCAMP1
Product: secretory carrier membrane protein 1
Exons: 9
Coding region: 94-1110 (338 amino acids)
Biological process (GO): protein transport
Cellular component (GO): recycling endosome membrane; trans-Golgi network membrane
Source: RefSeq, a predicted model, not a curated record
GCGGCGGCGACGUGAGCGCGCAGGGGGGCGGCGGCCUCGCUUCGUCUCUCUCUCUGCGCCUGGGUCGGGUGAGUGACGCCGAGCGCGAGAGAGAUGUCGGAUUUUGACAGUAACCCGUUUGCGGACCCGGAUCUUAACAACCCCUUCAAGGAUCCAUCAGUUACACAGGUGACAAGAAAUGUUCCACCAGGACUUGAUGAAUAUAAUCCAUUCUCAGAUUCUAGAACACCUCCACCAGGCAGUGUGAAAAUGCCUAAUGUACCCAAUACACAACCAGCAAUAAUGAAACCAACAGAGGAACAUCCAGCUUAUACACAGAUUGCGAAGGAACAUGCUUUGGCCCAAGCCGAACUUCUUAAACGCCAGGAAGAACUAGAAAGAAAAGCUGCAGAAUUAGAUCGUCGAGAACGAGAAAUGCAAAACCUCAGUCAACAUGGCAGAAAAAAUAAUUGGCCACCUCUUCCUGCCAAUUUUCCUGUGGGACCUUGUUUCUAUCAGGAUUUUUCUGUAGACAUUCCUGUAGAAUUCCAAAAGACAGUAAAGCUUAUGUACUACUUAUGGAUGUUCCACGCUGUAACACUGUUUCUAAAUAUCUUUGGAUGCUUGGCUUGGUUUUGUGUUGAUUCUGCAAGAGGGGUUGAUUUUGGAUUGAGUAUCCUGUGGUUCUUGCUUUUUACUCCUUGUUCAUUUGUCUGUUGGUACAGACCACUUUAUGGAGCUUUCAGGAGUGACAGUUCAUUCAGAUUCUUUGUAUUCUUCUUCGUCUAUAUUUGCCAGUUUGCUGUACAUGUACUCCAGGCUGCAGGAUUUCAUAAUUGGGGCAAUUGUGGUUGGAUUUCAUCCCUUACUGGUCUCAACCAAAACAUUCCUGUUGGAAUUAUGAUGAUAAUCAUAGCAGCACUUUUCACAGCAUCAGCAGUCAUCUCGCUAGUUAUGUUUAAAAAAGUACAUGGACUAUAUCGCACAACAGGUGCUAGUUUUGAGAAGGCCCAACAAGAGUUUGCAACUGGUGUGAUGUCCAACAAAACUGUCCAGACUGCAGCUGCAAAUGCAGCUUCAACUGCAGCAACUAGUGCAGCUCAGAAUGCUUUCAAGGGUAACCAGAUUUAGAAAAUCUUCAAACAAUACACUGUUACCUUUUGAAUAUACUUUUUCCUCUAAUUACUGUAUUCUACAAAUAUUUUUACGUUCAAAACAUACAGUACACACAGCAUGGGUAUUUCCUGUUCACUUGUGCAUGAGCUAAAACCAGAAAAACUUCCUUAUUACUUUAUUUAAUAGUUUCUUAUUAUUUCAGUGCCCCUAGCAGAAAAAAAUAUUACAUGUUAAAUAAAUAUUCUCCAUAUUUUUUGGGGGAUGAUGUUCAGUGAAUUAUUUCAGUGGUGACACACUGAAAUUAAUAUGGUACUUAUGAUUAAAAAUGCACUUAAUGCUAAUUGCAAUAGUUCUUGCAAGAAUCUUUAGAAAUAAGAAUUACACAUUGGAACAGUAAAGCUAUGUUUCAUUUCUUUUUCCCCAUUUAUAUUGAAAGAAAUAGGCCAGCAGAGACUUACAGAUUUGUAAAUUGGCUUGCUUUUUAGGAGUUUCAGUCACCAGUGAAAAGCCUGUGUGCAUUUUGUAGUAAAUAAUGUAAAUUUAUCCUCUUUUUAUUUUCUUUUUUUAGAGUAGUUAAUAUUUUGAUAACAAUUUCUGAUCUUGCAUGGGAACCAUGUUUCUUAAAAGAAUUAGUAUUUUGGGUUCUGUACUGCUUAUGGUUGUAGGAUUCAGGAGUUGCUUAUGGAAUCAUAGAAAUGAUUUUCUGUAAUUUAAUUAAAUUUUUAAUUUAAGUAAAAAUUUAUUGGGUUUCAGUAUAGAAAUUUAAUAUAAUAUGUAGUGCAUUAUCCAAAAGAUAACUUAAUAUAAUAUGCAGUACAUUAUCCAAAAUAGAAGUUAAUUGAUG